Molecule: messenger RNA, 810 nt
Organism: Eubalaena glacialis (North Atlantic right whale)
Lineage: Eukaryota; Metazoa; Chordata; Mammalia; Artiodactyla; Balaenidae
Gene: NOTO
Product: notochord homeobox
Exons: 3
Coding region: 1-807 (268 amino acids)
Biological process (GO): neuron differentiation; central nervous system development
Molecular function (GO): DNA binding
Source: RefSeq, a predicted model, not a curated record
AUGCCCAGCCCCGGGCAGCGAGGCUGCCGGCCGCCCGCUACCUCGGGCGCCCGGGUCCAGCGCCCGCGCUCCAGCUGCUCUCCCGCGCCCGCGUCCCCCGCGCCCGCGUCCCCCGCGCUGCCGCGCCGCUCGGCAGGCCCAGGCCCACCCCGUGCAACCGGACGCCUCGAGUCCUCCUUCUCCGUCGAGGCCAUCCUGGCCAGACCCGACCACCGUGCGCCCGCCGUCUCCCCUCUGUCUGUCUCCGCCGGCGCCGCCGGGGGCCUCUGGACCGCGUCCUCCCGGCCUCCCGCUCCGGUUCUGCCCGGCGCGUGCCCGGCGAGGUGGCUGCCCGCCUACCUGAGCGCGGGGCUCGACCAGCCGUGCCCCCAGCUCCCAGUGCUGCGGCUGCGCGCCGCCCACUUCUGCGGCCUCCAGGGCCUCGGCGUCCCAGGCUUGGAGCUGGCUCACUGCCUAGGCCUCUGGGGUCCCCGAGACUGGGCCCAAGCUCAGGACCUUCAGGACACUGAGAGAUCCCAAAAGAGGGUUCGAACGAUGUUUAACUUGGAGCAGUUGGAAGAGUUGGAGAAAGUGUUUGCAAAACAGCACAACCUAGUGGGGAAGAAGAGAGCCCAGCUGGCAGCCCAGCUCAACCUUACAGAGAACCAGGUGAGGGUCUGGUUCCAAAACCGCAGGGUUAAGUAUCAGAAGCAGCAAAGGCUGAGACUGCCAGCUGCAUCUGCCAUGGCUGCCUCCCCAGACGAGCCCUCCAGCAGCUCCACCACCACCAUCCAGAGAGAAGACGCAGAGUCAGGAGUGGACAGCUGAGGA